AUACUCUCUGACGGUAUUCACACUACUUUCCUUCCUUCCUUCCUUCCUUCCUCACUCUGAUCUGCUGGUGUUUGUGUGUGUGUGUGUGAUGGGUGAAUUGGCUCCGGACCUGCAACAAUGCAUGAGAUUUAGUCCCUCGAACAAGAUGGCCAUCGACAUCUUGAUUUCAAAGAUCACUGGGAAUUGUAAAGGAAUUGACUUCAUUUUCGAAGCCGGGAAAUGCAACUUGGAGCCCUGGGAUCUGAAAAAUUUGUGCGUAGCCUGGUUAGAUUUAUGUGGCAUAACGAUGUAUCCAGAGUGGUGGUGCUUCUUGCUGCUGGAUCGGAUUGGGAAGGCAUUGAAAAGGGCAACCGAAUCUGGGUUUUGGAAAGUGACAGGUCAGCCGAUGAAAUUCAUGUCGGACUCGGGAUUAAUUGGCAAGAAAGACAUUUUGGUAUUCUAUAUGGGGCAUGGCAAAGAAGCCAAGAAAACAAAUUGGGUUAUGCAUCAAUACCUCGUAACCCUGAAUGAAUUCGAUGGCUCGCAUCCCGGUCAGAGCCCAUUUGUACUCUGUCGUUUAUCUUAUAAAGAUAAAGAGAGUGCCGUUGAAAACUUCAAUUCUGUUGGACUUGCUGUUCCAUCUGGACUUCCGGCAUUAGAAGUGCAAGCUACAAAAACGCUUGAGAAUUUUGGCAAAACAAUAUCUACCACUAUAACACCUGUAGAUUGUGAUGGCAAAAGUUUUAGCGCUCAUGCUGCAGAGAAUCAAGUCGGAGAACUUACAGCUACUGAGGAUGAUCUGCAGCAAGAUGAAGCAUCAGCAAUGAUCUAUGUUGAUUGUGAGAUUUUGGCCCCGUCACCUUCACUACAUAAUAACUCUGCAUUUUCAUUCCCUACCACAGCUAAAUCUUCUCUUGAAGAAUUAGAGUCUAGGCAAGCUUUGGCUUUGGUAUCUCCCUCAUCAGAAGAACAGUCUAACAAUUAUCUAGCAAAAUGUCAUCCUGAAGAAACUUUUGAUGGAACAAAUUUUAACACUACAACACUUAGUAAUUGUAACCAAAAUGGUUAUAAUGCUACGUCCAGUGAGUUGCAGGAGGGCUUUGGUUUUUCUGAUCUACUAAAGCCACUAGAUUGCAACUUGUUCUCGCCACUCACCUCGGAUAUGCAUAAUGGCAUGUCUUACUCUGUCAGCAACAAUCAUUGUGGGACGGAUUCUCUGUAUGGGGUCUUGAUGAAGGACAAUGGAUCAUACAGUGGGUCAGCUGUAAAAAUGGCCAAUGAACCGUUCCAGGAGGGCUUCAGUUUGUCUGAUCUACAAAAGCCACUAGAUUGCUACUUUUCCUCGCCACUCACAUCAGAUAUGCAUAUUGGCAUGUCUUACUCCGUCAACAAUGACUACAAUCAUUGUGGGACGUAUUCUCAGUAUGUCACGAAUGAGCUUCCCAAAUUUGGUUACAAGUUUUCGAAUUUGACAUCUGAUUAUCGUAGUGAGAACUUUCCUAAUACGUUUGACUGUCAAAAGAAUCUCCCUUUGGACUCGAUGAAGGACAAUGGAUCAUGCAGUGGUCUAGAUGCAAAAUUGGCCAACGCACUUUUGGAGUCAACAUUCCAAGGUUCUGGAGAGACCAGCAAAAGAAAAGCUUCAUCAGGGUUGCUAAAUCUGGAAUCCCACAUGGUACCAAUGGGAGGGUCUGCAAAUCAGAUCGUUGGAUCUGAUUGUAUUCCGAAGAAUUAUUGACAUUCUUCGCAGGAUGAGUCUUAACUAAAGGCUCAAUCCUAAAAUUCCAAAAUCUUGGUACUUAUGCAAGACAAUUAUUUCCCAACUAGUAUAUCCCAAACCUCCAACAUAUUUUAUUUUGCUCAGUUUCUAAUUCCCUUCCAUUUCCAACUCUAGUAUCCAAACACCAUAUCAACUCUUUUAUGAAGCCACUGCCAAUUCCAGGUUUUGACAUUGAACCAGAAUUCCAUGUGAAACCUCCUUGGAAGUUGUUCAAAAAGGUUUUCUCCUGGACAUGCAUUUCCCUCCAACCAAUUUCUAGAAACUUGCCUCUUUUUGAAUCUCACCCAAUGCAUAAUACUCAAAACAUACAAGAUUCAAAAUUCUAACAUUCCACCAAAACCUCCCAUGAGCCCAGACUUACAGUCUAAAACUCUUUUCAAUUGCCUGAACUUUUCCUAAGCCGCAAAUAACUCAAGCACAAACCUCAAUAGCCCAAACCCUUUUUAUCAUGCUGUACAGUCUCAGACUCGAAAAAAUACACCAGCCACACAAUCCAUAACCCAAAAGGCCUAGAAAAACCAAAUCUACCCAGCUAUAAGUUAUGUAGCUUGUAGCUACAACCAAAAAAUGAUACCACUUAUGAAACUUUAGCCAGAAUGGCCCUCAAGUUUCAUGGAUGAUGUCGUGCUGAAUGAUUAUCAGAACCAACUGAUAAUCAUAAGUAUGAUGACCCAUAUGAGAUCAUAUGGAUGUUACCGGAUAAUUAUCAUAACCGACUUAUAAUCAUAAGUAUGAUGCCCCAUAUGAAAUCAUAUGGGAUGUUACCAGAUAAUUAUCAGAACCGACUGGAACAGAGGUUCCAAAGGUUCUGAUAAUCAUAUGGUUGUUACCAAAUCAACGAGACAAGAUGUCUUAUAAUCUGGGAAAGAUCGUCUGCCUAUUUGCUCUGUAGUUUUUCUUGUUUAUCGACUUUCAAGAACUGUUCAAGACUUCAUGAAGUAUUCCCACAGCUAUAUUUGUGGUGGGGAGAAAAUGCAUCACCACAUAAGUGACUGUGGAAUUAGUAACCACGGAAGAUUGACAAAGACUUGUACUUUUAUUUAAGCUACUAUAUGAUUCCUGUAAGUAAUGUUUGCUUGUACUUUGACAAUGGAUACUUUGUAAAUAAUAUUGUGUUGUAUUAAAGGGUUUGGUAUCAGACUGAAAUGCUAUAGGUUGCCUUCCUACAGGAGUCUAGAAGCACUUAGAAGGAUACCAUUUCGUACAAGAGUUCUGAAACUUGUAUGCAGUUUGAAGAUUAGUUAGUAUGCAUAAUGAUAGAAGUUUUUGAACUGAUUUAUUUAGUG
Juglans regia (Persian walnut) is the source of this 3045-nucleotide messenger RNA. Its product is annotated as NAC domain-containing protein 91-like. Bases 89 to 1717 code for a protein of 542 amino acids. Gene Ontology annotation, molecular function: DNA binding. Lineage: Eukaryota; Viridiplantae; Streptophyta; Magnoliopsida; Fagales; Juglandaceae. Gene Ontology annotation, biological process: regulation of DNA-templated transcription. The record is from RefSeq and is a predicted model, not a curated record. The transcript is spliced from 7 exons.